Messenger RNA from Peromyscus leucopus (white-footed mouse), 1444 nucleotides. It is a transcript of the gene Prxl2c, whose product is annotated as peroxiredoxin like 2C. The record is from RefSeq and is a predicted model, not a curated record. Lineage: Eukaryota; Metazoa; Chordata; Mammalia; Rodentia; Cricetidae. Bases 123 to 734 code for a protein of 203 amino acids. The transcript has 6 exons.
CUCCACCCUUGUGACCCCGCCUCCGCCGGUGUGGCCCAGCUUCGAACCUCAGCUCGACCUCGGCCCCCUCGGCCCCGCCUCCCGCGGCCCCUGGUGGACCUGAGCGGUCGCCCGCCUCCGCUAUGGCCGCGCCGGUGACGCGGCAGGUCAGCGGCUGCGCAGGUCGAGUCCUGAGCCCGAGCGGCUCGGACACAGAGCGCGGGCAGCCACUGGCAGAUGCCGUGGCGGAGCUGCCGGUGCUGGACGCGUCCGGGAGACGGGUGACGUUCGGCGCGCUGUUCCGGGAGCGGCGGGCCUUGGUGGUGUUCGUGAGGCAUUUCUUGUGUUACGUCUGUAAAGAAUACGUCGAGGAUCUGGCCAAAAUCCCCAAGAGCUUCCUCCAAGAAGCAGAUGUAACCCUCAUAGUGAUUGGACAGUCAUCAUACCAUCAUAUUGAGCCUUUCUGCAAACUAACUGGAUAUUCUCAUGAAAUCUAUGUUGAUCCUGAGAGAGAAAUUUAUAAAAGAUUGGGAAUGAAAAGAGGUGAAGAAAUUUCCUCCUCAGGACAGAGCCCCCACAUAAAGUCCAGCCUGCUCUCGGGAAGCCUUCAGAGCCUGUGGCGAGCAGUCACUGGCCCACUUUUUGACUUCCAAGGAGACCCAGCUCAGCAAGGCGGAACCCUCAUUUUAGGUCCAGGGAAGACAAUGUGUGAAGCCGUGGAUCACCCAGGAAGCAGGAAUUCAUUCCCAGCUUAGGAGAAAACUGUUCUUCAGCCAGUUCAAACACCAGGCAGUAGAGUUCAACUACAACCCUUGCAUGAAACCCUCUGAAGACACACGUGGGGCAUGAGACCCAUGGGCUGCACCUUCUCAGAACAGUCAGCUCUCUCCAUGGGCCUAGACCCUAGGAAGGAAUUCACUGGGAGCCUUCUGCAGUGAACUGCUGUGGAAACAAAAACCUUGAUGAGAUGACUACAAAUUUUGAAAAUCAUGACUGAAAGCAAGGAACAGUCAAGUAAACUGCAGUUCCAGCUACUCAGAAAACUGAAGCAAGGUCUAUUAAGCCCACAAGCCCUGGCAACAGCAGCAUCCAGCUAAUAAAGGAAAACAAAACAAAUCAGGCUGGCCUGUAGCUCAACGACAACAGUAUUUGUUUAGCAUGUGUAAGACCCUAGGUUCUAUCCACAGCACUAGGGAAAAAAAUCAUGCUCAGAUUUUUCUUUUAGGAGAUGGGUAUGUAUGUAGUUCCAUGAUAGAAUGCUGGCCUAACAUGUCCAUCCCUAGAGGCAAAGUGAAUCUUGUUUGUUUUGUUUUGAAAUGGUUGAGGACAUUGUGUUUACCAUGUACACCCGUGAAAAACAAACCAAAAGUGUGCAUAUCUGAGAGGCUGUGUCUUAGUUUCUUUUUUAUUGCUGUGAAGAGACUUCAUGACCAAGAACUUAGAGGAAAGUAUUUAAUGGGGCUCA